AUGCCGGGCUUCGACUUCUCCAACUACAACCGCAAUGCGGCCCUCCACGCCAAAGGAGUGCCUCUCCCCAGGGCGACCAGUACCGGCACGACGAUUGUCGGAUGCAUAUUCGAUGGCGGCGUCGUGAUCGCAGCGGACACCCGCGCCACCUCGGGCCCCAUCGUCGCCGACAAGAACUGCGAGAAGUUGCAUUACAUCUCCCCCCAUAUCUGGUGCGCUGGAGCCGGCACUGCCGCCGACACCGAGUUCACCACAGCCCUCAUCUCCUCCCAGCUCGAGCUGCACUCCCUAUCGACGGGCCGCAAGCCCCGUGUGGUCACCUGCAUGACCCUCCUGAAGCAGCAUCUCUUCCGCUACCAGGGCCACAUUGGCGCCUAUCUCGUCGUCGCCGGCUGCGACCCCACGGGCACGCACCUCUUUACCGUCCACGCCCACGGCAGCACCGACAAGCUGCCGUACGUAACCAUGGGUAGCGGUAGUCUGGCCGCCAUGUCCGUCUUUGAGACGCAGUGGAAGCCUCAUCUGACACAGGACGAAGCCGUCAAGCUGACGAGCGAUGCCAUUUUGGCUGGCAUCUUCAACGAUCUUGGAUCGGGCUCGAAUGUUGACGUGGCUAUCAUCACACAGGAGAAGACGACGCUCAAAAGAAACUACAUCAAGCCCAACGAGAAGAGUGCGAAGCUGCAGAGUUACGCAUUCCCCAAGGGUACAACGGCCGUGCUCAACGAGAAGAUUAUUAAGAAGAAUGAGAUUGGGAGAUAUGUCAGCGUGCAAGAGGUUCCCGUUGAAAGCGAGCGUAUGGAUGUCGACAGCUAG
This is a messenger RNA of Drechmeria coniospora, 816 nucleotides long. Its product is annotated as proteasome subunit beta type 7 precursor. The transcript has 2 exons. Gene Ontology annotation, molecular function: threonine-type endopeptidase activity. Lineage: Eukaryota; Fungi; Ascomycota; Sordariomycetes; Hypocreales; Ophiocordycipitaceae. Bases 1 to 816 code for a protein of 271 amino acids. The record is from RefSeq and is a predicted model, not a curated record. Gene Ontology annotation, cellular component: proteasome core complex.